UUUUGGGCUAUUAAUUCAUGCUUUCUUAUGAAUUAGGUCCAGUUUAUCACUGCACCGAACUCUAUUGAAUUUCAUUGGCAGCAACAACAUCCUAAACUCCAGGGCACAAUCUCACAGACCCGAAGCUCCGAAUCGAAGGAGAAGAAGGUCCAUAUUGGUUUGAAUGGGGAGUGAGGACGAUGCGGUGAAAGAGGGUCUCAUAGUAGAUGCUCGGGCAAGAAAUAUCAGUCACAAUGUGAGGUGCACCGAGUGUGGGAGUCAGUCCAUUGAAGAUUCUCAAGCAGACAUUGCCAUUCUGCUCAGGAAGUUAAUCCGAGAUGAAAUUCGGUCUGGAAAGAGUGACAAGGAUAUCUACAAAAAGCUCGAGGAAGAUUUCGGUGAGACUGUACUCUAUACACCUAAGUUUGAUAUGCAGACAGCAGCUUUGUGGUUAUCACCGCUCCUAAUUGCAGGUGCAGCUGCUGGAGUAUGGGCUUACAAGAAGCAUAAACAGAAGACUAAUGUUCAUAUCAUGGCUCUGAACCUUGUUAGAGGUGUUCCAUUGACCCCAAGAGAGAAGGAAACAAUGCUUGAUAUUCUCACACCACCUCCAUCUCAAGGAGUUAGGACUUCCUACUGGUUGAGGAAAUUGCAAGGUCAAUGAUCUCAUUGGCUGUCAUGUCAGGGCUUUAACCUUGUGGGAAUUUCAGUUGUGGCUUAAAUGGACCACACGCAUAGUCAACUUGAAGAGAACCUUUGAUGUUUUUGACUAUUAGCUAUGUUCACUUUGAUGUUAAUCCACAAAUUCCCAAGCCUAGUAUUUUAGUUUUAUCUGCCAACGCCCUAGCUUAGUAAAGAUAUACAUGCUAAGAAUGUGUUUACUUAUAAUACAGAUUUCAUUUCUUUAUUUCCAUGCCAAUCCUUAAGAUAUACAUGCCAAGAAUAUGUGUACUUAUAAUACAGAUUUUAUUUUUUAAUGUCCAUGCCAAUCCUUAUUCUGGCUGGCAUUAAGAUA
Lotus japonicus is the source of this 994-nucleotide messenger RNA. Its product is annotated as cytochrome c-type biogenesis CcmH-like mitochondrial protein. Lineage: Eukaryota; Viridiplantae; Streptophyta; Magnoliopsida; Fabales; Fabaceae. The coding region runs from base 164 to 643 and encodes 159 amino acids. The record is from RefSeq and is a predicted model, not a curated record. The transcript is spliced from 4 exons.